AUGGGAUUCUCGACCGUUUUAUUGAACUUUGCCCUCAUAAGUGGCCAGGUUCAACAAGCCGCCCUUUAUACAGGACUUUUUCUUGAGACGAUCAGCUCUGGCAAGACUUAUAAGCUUUAUGAAACAUGUACUAUGGACUACAACAAUCAGAAAUGUAUGGUUGCUUCGACUAGUUGCCCGAAGAAUCAAGCUCUUUUGAUUGACAGCCGUUGCACCACCAAUAUCACUUUCAAAUACAACACGCUAACUAUGAAUACGGGAUCUGUUGCAAAGGAUUUACCCCAUGUUUUCCCACUUUAUCAAUUUCUAUUUCGCGGAAUUCUUGGUGAAGCAGACAAUAUGAUGGUAUUAAGUCAACACGCAACAGGAAUUUUCACAUAUGCUGCAAUUUGGCUCUUUUUGAUGCUUGUAACAACAAAAGCUGGAACAAAAAUCAUUAAAUGGACCGCAAUUUUGGCAAACACGAGUCUUCUGGCUUACAUAUUUACCUACACGAUGAUUUGGUUGUUUUUUGAGAGACCAUUUACCUUUGAUAUUCAACAGCUAGCCGAAUUGGACACAAAUUUUAAUAAGACAACACUCACGGAAGAUGCAAGCUGGUGGAUGUGGUUCGAUGUGGCGAUACAUAUCAUGACGCAUAUGGGACUCGGUGACGGGGGAAUGAUUGCAAUAGCCUCGAAUCAAAGUUUCACGUCUUCUAUUCUGAUUGAUGCUGUUUUAAUUGGCAUUGUUUGGGGUCUUGUUCCUUAUGUUUGGGCUAGUUGCACUCAGCCAUUAGCCAUAAAUCAAAUCUAUCAGAUGGUCAAGAGGAGCCAGGGGUACACUCAUGGCAAUAGUACUUUCAUCCGCGGAUACCAUGGAUACAUUCGAAAAGCGGCAUAUCACACAAAUAUGUUCUCUUUGGCACUUGGAUUAAUGGCUUUUAAGAAUUUUGGUGAUGGACUGCUGGGUAUAUUCUGUGUUGCUGGAUUCUUUCUUGUGAUGACAAACGUGGUUAUCCGCUUUGAAAUAAUUUUGAGUUGUUUGUCAGAACAAAUUGUUGGAUUGAAAAAGGUAACAUAUGCGUGUCGUGUUCGUGCUGUUGUUGUUUUGGGCCUUCUGACUUUACUCUUCACAACACAUCGGCAUGGAUUGCAUCUUUUGAACGCUUUUUAUAGCUAUUCGUUGAUCACUGUCACUAGUUUUAUUAUCAUCAUGGAGGUACUCAUAUGCUUUAUUUAUUCACCGCGACGAAUAUUUGCAGACAUCAAUGCCACUGAAAUAGCUUGGUCUUGGGUCUCUCGAUCUCGUCGCUUUCAUCAAUGCUUAGAAGUGCUUUCCCUUUUUGCAAUUGCUUCAUGGUUGCUGGUACCAGUGGUCUUGAUUGGAGUUGUCAUCAUUCAUUAUGCAAAGCUUGAAGAAGACAUGGAGCUUCAAUCAUUCAGCCACAAACUUAUGGGAUUUUUGAUGAGUGUGUUCGUGUUGGUGCCAAUUUUUUUGAUUUUCUUUAAACGGAUGUAUAUGGUUGUGAAAUCGAAGACAAAGUUGUCCCUCGAGUUUAAACCAAAUCGUCAUUUAUGGGGACCGAGGAGGGCAAAUGAUCGGGCGUUGGCUCAGCACGUCGAGCGUGAGUACCGAGUCCACUUU
This is a messenger RNA of Mesorhabditis belari, 1626 nucleotides long. Lineage: Eukaryota; Metazoa; Nematoda; Chromadorea; Rhabditida; Rhabditidae. The record is from the annotation of a GenBank genome assembly.